CUCACUGCAGAAUUUUAUAGCAAAAGGUCGACUGUCCCACUUCUUAUGUUAAUGCACCAAUCGCAGUAUCAAAAUAUUCCUUUGCAAUUACUCAGAUUUUAUGAGUAUACCUCAUUGAAGAACUGGGAACAUCCGGUCUGAAGUUGGAAAACAAAAAGCUCAACCAUACGCAAAGCUACGCCAGCAGGCCUCAACCCAAGGAAUCAGUAAUAGACACGGAUAAACCAACAUGACUUCUCUCUUCCCACAUCCGAUCUAUGCCGAGGAUCAACCGUAUGCGCGCAGUAUCUUGUACCUUCACGUUAUACGGGCUUCGGUCAUGUCCUUUUCCUUUUUCUCGCUUGCGCGCUUCCCAGCUUCUGUCAUUGCAGCGCGCUACAAAAAGACGGCAAUUGAUUACAACGUCAUACUCACGCGUACACUGAAGACAGCAGGUCGUGGACUUGUGUUGGGAACAGCAGCGGGUGUGGUUAUGACGUGGGGCCGCAUGAGAGAACUCGAGGAGAUUGAAUGGAAAGAUAGAUCGUGGAGGAUCUUGGAAAACAAUGGCGAAGUACAGACGGACUGGGUCACGCUGGGUUCCGCGAGCGGAGGUGCAGUUGCUGCUUUGAUUGCUGCACGGAGAGGAAGAAUAAAGAUGCCCGCUGGUGGGGCGAUGCUUGGUGGAGCAGGCGCUGGUAUGGCAGCUGGAGUGCCGUACAUGUUUGCAUCGUAUGCGGCAGGAAGAAAGCCAGCUUGAAUGCGAUGACAAAGAGGGAAAGUAGAGAUAGAGAGAACUUGGAAGGGAGAAGCUGGAGUCAAAAGGAAUCCUAAGUGGCAUUUGUAAUAUGAUAAUAUGCAGGGCGAUCUGAUGAAUUCGUGGUGUCGAGUGUGCAUCGUUUCCAUAUGGACUUGUUGCUUUCUAUGUCAAGAUGAUUCCACGUCUUUAAACGAUAAGCAGCACAUGUUGACAUAGAUUUUCAUCCCCUAUAUUUGAUCAGAACUUGGUGUACAGUUCAAUCGGAUGUACAAGGCUCUUCCUCUGUAGCAUAGUCAAUAGUCAAC
Bipolaris sorokiniana ND90Pr is the source of this 1044-nucleotide messenger RNA. RefSeq lists its product as uncharacterized. NCBI's taxonomy places the organism in Eukaryota, Fungi, Ascomycota, Dothideomycetes, Pleosporales, Pleosporaceae. Bases 230 to 739 code for a protein of 169 amino acids. The transcript has a single exon. The record is from RefSeq and is a predicted model, not a curated record.